ACUUGCUUUUUUUCCCUUUUUCUGCUCAUAAGAGAGCAAACAGAAAUUCAUUCUCUUGGAAGGACAAAUCUGUUCUAUCUAAUUUUAUAUCUUUUCUGUCUAUUAACUAUGUUCUAAUGCCUGAUAGUUCACCAUUCCAAUUAUUCCGUUUUAUUCUUCCUUUUCAUUGAUCUCAAAGUCGCAAUUAUUGACUCGUUAUUUAUUUAAAUGUUCACUUUCAGGUAUUAACUUAUAAUCCUGUUUUGUUUUGGUGUUUAAUAUGUGGCAAAACGAUGAUAACAAAAUGGAGAUGAAUCAAGGUUGGAACAUUCCUAACAGAGGAGAUGAUAAAAACAGUGACCAACAACAAAAAAUGGAUGCAGAUAACGAAAAGCUGAGCUUUAACGAUAAUUUGGACGAACUCCUUGGUGCUAUUGGUGGUUGUGAUAAUUUUAUGGGCACUGGAAGUAAAAUGACUAAUAAUAAUAACAGUGGCAACAUCAACAACACCAGUGAUAACAACAGUCUAUCCUUUAACAGUGGACCAAACUGUGAUGAUGGUGAUGACCGUUCUUUCCCUAAUUACAACUUUACCUCUGGUAACACUUUUAAUAAUCACUCAGAAAGGUCCCAGGAUGGACUGAGCAAGAAUGAAGGAUGGCCUUCCAUUGGAUCUCAUAGAGGCGAAAGCAGUUUAAAUUGUGGAGGCCUAUCUGCUAAUUCAAUGAAUAAUGAUUCUGGAUGGGGUUGUGCUAGUCAACAGCUUCAACAAAAUCAAUUUCAACAACAGCAAAAGAAACAAAGUAGCAACACUCAAUCCAACAACCAAGGAGCUCCAGCUUCUAGCUGGGGUAGCUCAGCUGUCUCUAAGGGCUCGGGUAAUCGAAAUUGGCUGAACGAUAGCAAUAUUCAGGAUGAAGGAAGCCACAUGAUCCGUGAAAAUGAUUAUUCAUAUGGAUCUCAUCACAAUUCCGCCGUCGCCAUGACUGCCACCGAUGGAGAGGGUAAACCUGUUCCGAAUGACUAUCUCAAAGAUGCUGCCCUCUUCUCUGAUGACUGGGGUAAAACUGUGAUAAACCAGGAAAAAGCCUGGGAUCUCCCUCCGUCCCUCCAGUCAAGUCCAAAUGAGAGUAGCUCUUUGUGGUCUACCGGCUCUAUAACAGGCACAGAAAUUUGGGAAUAUACCGUCCGUAAUAAAACCAAAGCACUUAUCUCAGUGGCUUCGGCUGCAUCAUCAUCAUCAUCAGCUGCACCUAUUGCUGCAACUCCAACAGUCUCAACGAAUCAAAAGGUAUCUCAACAAUGGGGCCAUAACUCUGCAUCUCAUAUCGGAGGCACUUGGGGUGAAGAAGAAGAUUCAAGCAAUGUUUGGACAGGCGUUCCCUCUGGUGUUUCUGCCACAGCUCCCAUGGCAAGUGGUGGUGCAAGCACAGUUGCAGCUUCCGUUAUUAAUGCCAGUAACAAUCACUCUGUUCCUUCCGAAUCUGAUCCAUGCUCUGACAAUGCAGCCUCUAUUUGGGGAAGCUCAACCAAAGUCAAUAAUGGAAAUGGUGCAUUAGUACCAAAUAAUGUGGUUAAUGUUUCAAAUAGCAGUGUUGUUGGAAACUUUGGUGGUCCUAUGGCCACUGGCUCAAACUUAGGCAUUGUUAACCCUUCUGGUGUUGGUAUGAAACGUGAUAAUAUAAAUACAAUAAACAGCAAUAGCAUGAAAAGUUCUUGCUCUUCUUCAGCAUCUUCUGGCUCAGGCUCUGGUUCAAUUAACAUUGGAACCUGGGGCACUUCUCAAGGUGGAUUCAAUAAGAAUAAUGAAUCGAUACAACCCACAGGUUGGGAUAAUGACGAAGAAAAUGCCAGGAAACGAAUUCCUCCUGCAUCUUCUGGUAAUGUCGAUGAUGGAACUGCUGUUUGGGGUAAACCUGAACAGCAUAAUAAAAUUGCUCGCUGGAAAGAUCCUGCUAACAAUGCCAAAAUACCAGGUAAUAGUGCCAAUGGAAAUAAUGCUCUUGCCUCACAAAGUAACAAAAAUGGUGCAGGUUCGGGAAUAACUUCGCCUAGUCCAGGAAUGAUCCGAUUACCACCUGGUACACCAGGAUUGAAAGGAAUCAACACAAACAAAGGUAACAGUGGCAGCAACAAUAAUAACCAAAACAAACAAGUCAAUGGUUUGACGAGUAAUCUCAUGAGUGAUGGCGGUGAUGUUGGUGAAGUUGGCGGGCCAGCUAAUCCAAGCUCACUGGGCACUGAUAUCUGGAACAAACCAUCCAACAGAGGCUGGAGUGAUAACCAAAACUCCAAUUCAAAGAAUAAUCAAAUGCCUAUUGGAGGUAAUAACCAAAAUAAUAUCCAUAAUAUUAAUAACACUUACAAUUUCAAUGCUAACCCACCAAAUGAUGAAGAUCGUGAUGCUAAUGCUUCGAUUUCAUCUCAAGGUUUUGGAUGGGGCCAAAAACAAAGUGAAAACGGAACUCCUAAAACUACACCUGGUACACCAAAUACUCCUGGAGGUAACAUUGCUGGCAAUUGGGGACAAGAUGUUGGACCUACCAGUCCUCUUUCCUACUGGGGAUCAAAAGGACGAACUGGAGGAGCAAAUAAUUGGUUAACUGGCGAUGAGUCUCUUGAUGUCGAAAAUAAUUGGAACAAAAAUAAACAAGGAAUGCCUUCUCAACAACCACCUCAAAUAUCAAAAGAAAUGUUGAAUUCAAGCAAAGUUUAUCGACUGUUGAUGGAAAUGGGAUGCAAGAAAGAAGAUAUUGAAAAUGCCUUACGUUCCAGUGGAUUGUCAAAAGAAGAUUUUAAUGAUCUUGCUCGAGCUUUCUCAAUGCGUGAUAGUAUGAAUGAGAUGGAUUUGAGGGGUAAAGACCAGGUCAGCAGCAAUACUCCGACUAGUCUACUCUUGAACACUGGCCUCGUCAAUUCUAGUCUUUCCAGUAUUAUGAAUCGUAAUCCAUCUCAAGGGAUGCAGCAGAACCAACCUCAAGUGACUCUUUCCUCUCAUCAGACUCCAGACCAUAUCAUUAACGUCCAACAGUCUACUUCACAGCAACAACAUGAUCAAAGCCAAAUUCAUCAUCAGCUUAAUCAAGCGCCUUCUCAAGCAUUACCCUCAAUCAAUCAUGUCCAAAAUGUGCUAAGGAAUCAAGCAGCUAAAAACUUGGGCUCAGGUCAGCCCAAUUUGCCAUCAGAAAAACAAUUGAUGCAUUUGGUCCAACAGAUUCAGUUAGCUGUUCAAUCUGGCCAUCUCAAUGCUCAGAUAUUGAAUCAACCGUUGGCACUACCUACUAUCCAUUUGAUCAAUCAGCUUUUACAAAAUAUCAAAACACUCCAACAAUUACAACUACAAAUUGCCUCUCACCCCAAAAACGGGGGACCUUUCAAUAACUCUUCUCAGUCAAAUCUUCACGUACAAAUCACUCAAACCAAGUUACGAAUCCAAAACUUACAAAAUCAGAUAACUAUUCAACAAGGUUUGUUCCUAAAACAGCAGCAGCAACAGGGACAGAUGACUGGUGGUCCAACUCACUCUCAACCCAAUGUUAUGAAUUCACAAGCAUCACUUGUAAAUCAAACUGCAUUAAUUUAUUCUCAAUCAAAUGGUGAUAUUGGAGGAAAUGGUGGGGCACAAAAUCAGUCACAACAAUUGUUGGCUUCUGCACAAUCCUCCCAUGCUCAAAGUGUUCACCAUUCUGGUAUGGUAUCAAAUAUUGGCAAUAGUAACUCUAUUCCUCCGGUAUUCAAUGCAAAUCAUGGAAGUGGAAAUGGGGCUGGCAUGGACUUCCUCAAAGAUAAUGAUAGCAUUCAAUUGAACAGUGAUUUCCGUGAUUUAUCGCUUAAAGAUUUUGUCCAAAGUGGUGCUGCUGGUGCGCAUCAAGGGCUUGGCAUUUCUAGCCUCAAUGGAGGUAUGAAUGCAUUAAAUGUUGCAAAUCAACAAGGUCAUCAACAGCAACAAGGUGUUCAACAAGGUAAUGGUGGGCAACAUCAGCAUUCACGAUUGAAAACUUGGAAGUUCUCUAAUAUGGACAGAGUCGAACAUGGUUCAUCUGGAUCAAACAACAGUGGAAACAAUGAUUUUCUUCGUGCCCCUGGGUCAUCAAAGCAUCAUCUUAAUGAAAGCGGUUUGAACCGUGGAAAUACUAGUGAUAAUGGUUCUGGAAUCGGAGGUUGGUCAGGUUUAAACUUCCCUGGAAAUGCAAAUGAUGGUUCAAAUUGGUCAAAAGAUUCCAUGAUGAAUGCUGUUUCAAUUGCCUCUAACACUGUUCCUUCCUCUGUUAUGAGACCAAAUAGUACACAAUCCGGAGACUUGAAAAGUUUAGUCAUGUCAAGCUCAUCUAGUGUAACUGGAGGCAUAAUGACAGCUCCUAGCCAAACAACUGUGAACAAUUUGGACCUUAAUGAUAUUAAUAACCUUGUUCCUGAAUUUGAACCAGGUAAACCAUGGAAAGGUGUAUCUGGUAUGAAAAUCGAGGAUGAUCCUCAUAUAACUCCCGGUAGUGUUACUCGAUCUCCGCUCUCUGUGAACACAAUCCGUGAUCCGGCAAUAUUAACCGGUUUGUACAACAAUUGGUCAGCCAAAGGUGCAAGUCCAACCUCAAUGAAUAGUGAUAUAUUGGCCCCGUCUGUUGGCUUAUCUUCCAACGCUACUUGGGCUUUCAAUACGAAUGCCAAUGCCGGUUGGGGGGCUAUUCCAAAUGAAACUCCAAAUAAUGAAGUUCUAUGGAGUGGAUCUAUGACAAAGACUCGAGGACCACCUCCAGGAUUGGGCCAAGAGAGACUUGGUCCACGAGGAGACCAAUCAAUGGCAGGUAUCCGUCCUCAAUCAAACUCCUACGGAAAUUGGAUGAUGAAUCCUUCCAAUGAAGGUGAUCAUUUAAGCAAUGGAGGACUUGAAUCGAAAGAUCUGCUUUUCUCCCGAAUGAUGAAUAACACUAAUGGAAUGGGAUUCGGCAUGGGAGUUAACAUCGGGAACAAAUGGAUGUGAUUUUAUGUUAAUUUAAUUAUGGGUAAACUACUGCCCACUACGUUACAAAAGAUUACCAAAUGAAUCUAUUGACCUCCAAAUCGAUACCGCCUUACAAUCCAGAUGCAAAAAUGCAACAAAACUACAUAUUCAAGCCAUUUAUCUUCAACUUCAUACCCAAAACACUCAUCAUAUAAAUUACAUUCAAAGACGAGACAAGUCAAGUCGAAUCAAGUUCAGUCAAGUUUAGUUGUGGUUACAAAAGUCAAAUCAAAUCAAGUCAAGUCAAGCCAAGUUUAAGUAACUUGUUCUUCGCUCAGUUUUACGGUGUCCAAAUCAUUACUCAUAAAAAGGGUGGUUUAAACCCUAAAAGUACAGUGAUUGGCCCAAUCAUCUUUAAUGUUCAUUUACUUAAAAAGGAUGGCAACAAACCUGCAAAAUACAAAAAAAAAGAUUUAAAAAGAGUUGUCCUCAAGUACCAUAAACCCAUCUACUUUUGAUGAUGUUGACCUUCAUCGGCCUUCAUACAAAAAACUAUAGCCAUAUCAGAUGAAUAUGGACUAUUAGCAUCAAUGGUGAUAUUUGACUAAAGUCAUGAGAGGAUAUAUACCUGUAAUAGUACAUAUUCCUCACCCAUUCUCAUCUCACUUCCUAUUCUUGGAAAAACUUUUUGAAUCCUCACACAAUCCUCAUUCUCAUGCAUCAUCUUUUCAAUUUUUUGUUCAUCAUUUAAAUCAUUUCUUUCCAAUUCUCUUAUUUUGUCCCAAUUUUCCUUAUCUCUUUUUUGGUCUACUUUUGCCUAAUUUUCUCUUUGGGAACUUUAAAAGUUAGAUGGUUUAGCCUAGUUUAUCGCAAAACAAUAUUUUAUCAUCGACGAUAAUAUUGACGAUUAAGCCAAAAAAAUGUUUCAAUUAGUGCACACCACCAAAUAAUUCCUGCCUAACAAUGACUACUAUCCUGGCCUUGAUCUAUCUUUCUCUCUAUCUUUCUAUUUCUGGACCUGGUUCACUUGUUAAUUACUGGGUUGUUGCAAAUAUCUUUCUUUUAACUUCUUCCUUCCAACUUAAUUUCUAUAAGACAACUGAAAAUCCAAGAGGUGAAGUAAAGUUAUCAUACUUUCGACAAUUUCUUCCUUUAAAAUGCAUCUACUUUCUUGCCUCUGAUUUUCCUCUGUCUUUCAAUGUUUCUCCUUUUUCAUCAAGUUCAAUUCUCAUCCUCAUUUCCUUAACAAAUGAUCUUAACCUCCUGCUCUUUAAAUAUUUGCUUCCGUUUUCUCUUCUUUCACCUCACUCAUAAAUUUAAACACAAAAAAAUAAGAAACCCAUUUAUAUAUUAAUAUAUAUAUAAAUUUAUUUAAGAGAAGAUUCAGAGAUGAUUACAGAUUUUUCCUCUCUUGCAAUCACUUAUUUAACGAGAGGCCAAACAAAAUCAUCAUUUACUUGUCUAUUGAAAUCGAUUGUUUUUCACUUCCCAUUCACCCUCUGAUUGUUUGUAUCUCUAUUAUAUCACCAUCUUCUGGUGUAAAAGCUCAUAUUCUAGCAAAAAAAAAUACAAAAACAUUAUUUAUAUUUAGUUCAUCAACUCUUAUAUCAUAUGAUAAAAAAGUUGCCCAUUUUUAGAAGUUGUAAUGUUUUGAGAAACAAAAAAGUCAACAAGGAUAAUGAGCCAGAUUCGGAGAUGGUGAUUUUAAUGGAGUCUAGUUUGAAAAGUACACUAAUUUGUAACUUAUAUUUGAGAGAUUAGAAGUUGAAAGAUGAAGUCAGAAAAUCUUAGAAGCCUUUUUUUCUUUGAUGUUUCUUGUGGUGUUAGUCAAGACAAAGUUCUUCCUGUCCAUAACCCUUUACCAUUUUACCACCCUUUUAAUAUCUUCCCUCUCUGUCUUUCAUUAUUUUUUGCUUACUUCGUACUCACAACUUAUCUCUGAAUAUCUUAACAAAUAUCGCUGUAUUUCAAUGUAAUUCCAAAGCCUAGUCCAAGACUCAUGACAUUUUUAAGUUUACUUUAGAAACUCAUCAGAAAGAUUCUUUCCAAAAGUUGAGUUAAAUAUCUUUCUUGAUGAUGAAAACUUUGCCUGGCGAAAAAGUAAAAAAAAUAAUAAUUAAAACCUUGUUAAUUAUAAUUAUACAUAGAUACAUGUAUAAGCGACAACGAAAAUUAAGUUUGAAUUAUUUAUGAUAAUCUAAUGCCUAAAAUUAUCAGACAAAACCAAACAUAUUUCAUUUUUCAAACAAUAAUCAUGUUAGAUACUCUCCAAAUAAUUGGGAAAAAAACACUGAAACAAUUGAGUUAUCAAUCUUUUUUCCCAGAUAUAAAGCAUUAACUGUGCAUUAGAUUUUGAUAAAAAGGUUUCAACUUAAUUUCCGAUGUUGGUUUGGUAGCACAGAGAGAAAGAGUUUCAAUUGAAAUAAUUUUUCAAUCAAACCUGUGUCAAGCAUAACACAAUGAAACAAACAAACAACGUUUAACAGAUCUCCUUUUUAAUCGUGAUUUGAGACCUCCAAACCUUACCGUUAGAGUUUCUGUCCAAUUCGCAAUUCUCGUCUCGUUUCUUGAACAAUUAUUGCCCACCAAAAGUAUAUUCAACUCAACGCUGCCGCCGCCAAAAGAAACACACGCAUACAUAUUCACUUCACCUCUAUAUGCACCAUGCUCAUCCACAUCAGCAUCAAUGUACGACCAAAACAAAGCAACAAAAGAUUCUUUUCCAUGGUCUUCAUCUUUCCUUCUCUUUCUCUCUCUCACUCAAAUGACUCUGUUUCCCUUUGACCCCACCUCGACCAAUGUUAUCUCCUGAAUCCCGUUUUCACUAGAAUCCAAGUUAGACUGAAAAAUGUUUACUCUAUUGCAUUAUUCACAUUGUAUCAUUAGCUUGUUCACCAAUCCUUAGUCCUUUCUGUUUUCCCUACCUUUACAUGAUGAAAUCUACUAUACUGAUGCUUAAACCUUUUCGGCUCACAAUUUUUUCACCUGUUUGAACAAACCCAAACAUGGCAUUCAAACUUAUCAAUAUCUAAGACUUCAACUCCUUUAACUCUGUUACAUUAAAUUGGUCGGCAAAACUGAUCGUGAUGUGUGCCAAUGAUUGUAACAUUGGCAUUGCCUUUUUCAAACAAAUUAUAACCUUUAUAUUUUACUUCACAUCAUUGGGUGUUAAAAAAAAUAAAUCAUUUCCAUGAAGUCUUAUUUUGAUAGGUUUGUGUGAUUAAACUUUUUUCCCCUUUUUCUCUCAUUAUUCGCUUUCUCUUUAAUUUCCCAACUCUUUUAUGCCUUGAAUAUUUCCAUUCAAUUUUACGCAAUUUACCUCUCAAUUUUGUCCCUUUCUCCGCUCAUGAUAAUUGAGGAGAAGGACGAUUAUUAUUGCUGUUUCAAAUAAAAGACUAAAAGAUCUUUAAUUAUCUUGCAAAUCAUAAUGGCUCUGGGAAACAAAACUACAUCUACUUUGACUACAACAAUCAAUCAAAGUUUACCAUUUCAAUUAAUGGAUUUGCAUUUGGUUUCCACUCAUUUACUUGUGCACUCUUUCAUAGAUGACCACCAAUUAUCUAAUUAUUUUAGAGGAAUAAAUCACCCAAAGGAGGAUAAAUUUCUUGUUAUUUACCAAAGCAACAAUUAUUUUGUCAAAUAAUGGAUAAUCAUUGGCACAUCAUCAUGACCAUCACUUUGAAACAAUGUGGAUACAAAUGAUUACCAAAAAGAGGGAAACAAGAUUGAAAUACCUUUUAUCAUCUCGUACGGAAUAAUUAAAGUAAUCAACCUUCUUGGAUCCCAAUCAUUUAUCAUCAUAUAAAUAUAUUUACUUAUAAUUUACAAGUCCCAAAGUUUCAAGCAAAGCAGCAGCUACAAACAUUUUCUUCAUUGAGUGAGCCAAAAAUUAUACAUAAUAUACAUAUGAGAUAACAAAACCAAUAUAAUAUACGAUGAACGAUUACUGAAUUUAAAUGUACAAGCAAAAUCGACGACAACAACCGUAAGCCUUUCUCUCUACGCUAUCAAUCUUUAUUGUCAACCUUUUUCCCUUUAUUCUGUCCUCUUCAUUUUUCUCACUCUCUGUCUUGUAUUACAUUAUUGCUCACAAAUGAGAUGAAAUUAUUAUUAUCAUUACAAUUGAUGAUAAUUAUAAUAAUAAUGAUUUUAAUUGUAUUAUAAAAUGACAAACAACAAAUAUUAUAACACUAUUAAACCUGAAGACGAUGUUCAAUGUUCGGCUCAGGGUUUUAUGUUUUGUGUAAAAUUUUGAUUUUCAAACGAAACAAAAGCGAAGUCUCAAACCAAAAUAAUACAAAAAAACCAACAAAAUGUAAUGUGACUUGUCUUAAUUAAUUAAUUAUGCUAACAAAA
Molecule: messenger RNA, 9274 nt
Organism: Tetranychus urticae (two-spotted spider mite)
Lineage: Eukaryota; Metazoa; Arthropoda; Arachnida; Trombidiformes; Tetranychidae
Source: RefSeq, a predicted model, not a curated record